GAAUCUUGUAGACUACUCCAAGUAGUAAGUAUGAGUACGUACUGUUGUCGAGUUCGGUUCCCCGCAACACAAAAUUAAUUGUUUCGAUUGAUUUCGAUAGAUUUGGAGCGCACCUCUCUUGCUCGCUUUUGAUACUAGUAUUUCCCACGUGCCGGUUCGGUUCUGCCCCUAAUUCUAUCUAGCACCAUGGCAUCGUCUCUUGGAGAACGAAUCAGCAAUGGCCAGAACCUGGACGAUUAUACCAUCGAAUACUACGACUACGACUACGACUACGACAUGACUGACGAGAAGAGAGACGGACAGGAUGAAUUUGAACGAUACAAUCAGAGACUAAAGAGUUACAGUUUCGUCAACGUCCAAACCGUGGAAGAMGACGACGACGAUAGUGGCGAUGAGUACACYUACGAAGAAGAGACCAUCGAGGUGACAAUGGGCGAUACCACGUUCGGYGGUGACGACAACGACGAUAUGGAUUCCACCGCAGUGCCUCCACCCCUUCCUGCCUACCGUGCCAACACCACCACUCCAAAAGCAUCCAUGCCCGGGGCAUCUACAACAUCGGCUUCGAUGAACACUGCUCCGGCCGGGAAACCGAUAGCAGUCGAGGUGCCGGCCUCUCCGAUCGCCSGCGCUUCCGKAAAUCCCGUGRCCGCUUCCCAMUUCUACGGGACCGAAUCCAGGCACAAAACCAACGAAAGCAACUUCAGCCAAAAGGAGGAAUCGCCCUCUGUUGUCGAUUGCCUCUCGCCCUCRCAGCAGCGCGCAAGAUCCGCCAACGCGGCCGGCCUCUCGGAACUGUCCAAGCAGCUGCGGAUUCUCCAGGCCAAGAACGAGUCGCAAUCCGUCGACAUCCACCGCCUKGAACGCCAGCUACGGAUCCUGGCCGACCUGCAGGGAAUUUCCGUCGCCAACCUACGGAAGGCCCUAGAGGACGCCUGUGCGAGCGAGGCCUUUGGAGAGCUCCAGAACCGUGUCGCGAAGCUCAAGCACGAGCUGGAGGCGGCCACCCUGGCCAAAAAGGCGGAGCUGCGAAAGGACGCCAUGGCUCCCCACAUCGCCAACCUCGAGCUGCGGGUGGGCGAACUGGAAGAAGUCGAGGAAAAACAGACCCGGGAAAUCCGGAAACUCUACGACGAUCUCCGCGAGGAACGGGCCAGGUCGAUGCGGCUCGAGUCGGAACAAGAGCCGCUGAAACAAGCGCUCAAGGACAUGAUCCUAAAGUGCCAGAGCGAAACGGCGCGGGCCAAAAAGCUGGAGGAGGGCUUCCACAAGCAGGUCCACGACAUGCGGAAUCUCCAAUCCAAGAAAAUGCAAGAGGCCGGAGCCWACGCAACAAAGGUUCCAAUGGAAAUGGCCACCGAAUACGAACACAUGGUUCAGUUGCUCAAGAAGAAGGACGAGGAGCUCAAGGACGCAAGAGCCAAGCUGCACGCAGAAGAGAUCAAGCGGGCAAAAUUACUCAAGGAUGCCGAGGAACGUGCCCGACAAGCCGAAACAGUCCUGAAGGUCGAAAAAGACAAGUUCGCGAUUACYGUCAAGGAACUGGAAGAYGCCGACGGCCAGAGCGGGCUCCGAUUGGCCCAGUUCCGGGCCCGGUUUGCCGUACAGGACGAACGCAUCGUAGACAUGGGACAACAGCUCGAUUCUCUCUACACGGGAUUCACGCUGCUGAAAGAAGAGAUCGAUUCGGAACGCGGCAGGCACGAGGCCAUGAUGAGCAACCUCAACGACGCCGAUGCCGAAAUCGCUCGACAGACCAACAAGGAGCAAGAAAAGACCAACAACGUCCCGAACCGAGACAAUAGGCAAGGCGGUCUAAGUCAUGCCAGUCCAUCGUUCGAAGACGAAUCGGUUCCCCGGUUCAUCAACACCUCUCCCGGUGUGGAGUAUGGUCARCACGCMGWUGUAGCGAUGGCCCCGGUCUCACCAGCAACGCCGGUCACGGCCCGGGAGUAUGCUAGCCCGUACGUUCACCCCCACAUUGGCCCGGCACCGAGGAGCGAAGCCAGCGAAUACAACUAUGCAGACGAGACCCCAACCACCUACGCAACGGCGCUUCCCUACAAUCCGUCACCCACGAGGACGCCAUCCACUUGGGACCUCUUGUUGCCCAAUGGCCGCAGCCCAUCCGGACGAAGGGAUCGUUCCCGGGAGGCCCGCGCUGCCUCUCACAACRACUCCCCCCUUCGGUCGGAGGCCAUGGAUCAGUUCGAACGGGAUCGGGGGGAUGUGGAUCUAUCGCUGUACCCGAUGAUAUCCGGGACGCUCAUCGUGGAGAGCAAUACUAUGYUGCGCAGGUGGAAGCCGAAGCACUGCAAAAUCUACAUGCGGGGAGAGGGCUACCAGUGGGAGGUUGGUCCCAAGAGGUCGUACCCGCUCGAAUUCGGGGUUUCMAAGGUGGAAUUCCAUCCGAACCACCCGUUGUCCUUUGUGGUGUAUCUGGAUCCUUCCUCGGAAUGCGCUCCCGUCAUCCGUGCCGCCGCAGAGAGCGAGCGGGAAUACCACAGCUGGAUGGCGGCACUGUACAAGGCAACGAGCGGGGUCGAGUACCAGGGAGGCCAGUCGUCGGACAAUCCAUCCCCGCUUUGCCCACCAAGCGUUUCAGACUGUGGUAGGUCCUCAUUGUAUCCCACCUUGCCCCAAGCGUCGAGCGGGCAGGUCGUUCAAUUGGGGGCGGAGGACCAGGAGGCCGCCGACCUGCAGCGGGUUCUCGAGCUCUCGAAACACGAAACGUAACCCCUAGAACCCAAAGCGUGCGGAUGCAUUGUWAAUGAUUGUUCGACACCAAAAUUCCACGGGGCAUUUUUCAUGUUGUCCGGAGGGAAAGAAUGAUUCCUGUCGGUGUCGGACAGAGGGAAAAGGCGACCCUUCUGGGAUGCGUCGUAGAAAAUAAUAUCAACUCGAAUGAAUAAUAUCUAAUUUUACAC
This is a messenger RNA of Pseudo-nitzschia multistriata, 2927 nucleotides long. The record is from the annotation of a GenBank genome assembly. Lineage: Eukaryota; Bacillariophyta; Bacillariophyceae; Bacillariales; Bacillariaceae.